AUGAGGAACGCUCCAGGGACUCCGGGUUUCGUCUGGAAGAAGAAGAGGCCUUUCGUGCGCCGUCACCCCUUCCAGGGCGUCCCAGGGGUCGAAGAAGCAUGCCUCCUGCAUGCCGACUCGACGGCAAGAGAGAUCUUGGACUGCUUCCUGACACCGGAAUUGUGGGACACUAUGACGAGGGAGACCAACCGGUAUGUGGAGCAGAGGCCGGUCACCCCAUCUUCACACAUGAAGACUUGGGAGAAUACGACUGUGGAGGAGCUGCAGUCAUUCAUUGGCCUCCGCCUGCUCAUGGGCCUGCAGCCGCGACCGCAUUCGCGGUAUUAUUGGUCGAAGAACCGGUUGCUUUCCUCGUCUGUGUUCCCUGAAACGAUGACCAGGGAUAGAUUUGAUUUACUGCAAAGUCGGCUUCACUUCUCGGACAACGAGGACCCCCGUGCCGACACCGACCGUCUGUGGAAGCUGCGACCGGUGUUGGAUAUCCUCGAUACGACGUUCAAGACGGUCUAUAUCCCUGACAGGAAAAUCGUGGUUGAUGAGUCGCUGUGGGCGUUCAGGGGACGUCACCACGCGAUUCAAUUCAACCCGACGAAGAGGGCGCGGUUCGGGAUGAAGGUAUAUCGCCUGUGCGAGAGUGAUGGUGCUGGUGCUGGCUACACCAGUGCCUUCAAUGUCUACAUGGGCCAGGACCGCGGCGACGUACCUGCCAGCAUGAAGGCUGUGACCGACCUCAUGAACCGCGCCUGCUUCUUCGAGAAGGGUUACGAGCUGUACUUGGACAACUGGUACAGCUCCCCGGAACUUUUCCAUUACCUGUCAUCAAGGAAGACGAACGCCGUGGGAACAGUUCGGCUGAACCGCAAGUUCAUGCCGAAGGACCUCAAGGUGAGCGCCCGCGGCGACGUCGACUUCCGGACUUCGGCGACGGGGAUGUUGGCUAUGUCUUGGAUGGAUCGGAAGCCGGUGCAUAUGCUUUCUACCAUCCACGGCCCAGACAUGGUUGACCUGCCCCCAAACCGCCGUGGUAUAGUCGGACGAAGCCCCAAGCCGUCGUUGACUACAACGUGGGGAAGAAGGGGGUAG
Molecule: messenger RNA, 1083 nt
Organism: Penaeus vannamei (Pacific white shrimp)
Lineage: Eukaryota; Metazoa; Arthropoda; Malacostraca; Decapoda; Penaeidae
Source: RefSeq, a predicted model, not a curated record